This is a messenger RNA of Sorex fumeus (smoky shrew), 3110 nucleotides long. RefSeq names its product chondroitin sulfate synthase 1 (gene CHSY1). Lineage: Eukaryota; Metazoa; Chordata; Mammalia; Eulipotyphla; Soricidae. Gene Ontology annotation, molecular function: glucuronosyl-N-acetylgalactosaminyl-proteoglycan 4-beta-N-acetylgalactosaminyltransferase activity. The transcript is spliced from 3 exons. Gene Ontology annotation, cellular component: Golgi cisterna membrane. The record is from RefSeq and is a predicted model, not a curated record. Bases 55 to 2421 code for a protein of 788 amino acids.
GGCCCAGGGCGAGGAGCGGGCGACGCGGGCCCCGGGCCGGGGCGGCGAGCGGGCAUGGCGGCGCGGGCCCGGCGCGCCUGGCUCAGCGUGCUGCUCGGCCUGGUGCUGGGCUUCGUGCUGGCCUCGCGCCUCGUGCUGCCCCGCGCCGCCGAGCUGAAGCGCGCGGGCCCGCGGCGCCGCCCCGAGGGCUGCGGGGGGCCGGGCCGGGCGCGGGCGGCGGCGGCGGCGGCGGCGGGGGGCGCGCGCGGGGCGGCGCCGCCCGAGCGCAGCCUGCUCUUCGUGGGGGUCAUGACGGCGCAGAAGUACCUGGGGACCCGCGCGGUGGCCGCCUUCAGAACCUGGUCCAAGACCAUCCCAGGGCGAGUGGAGUUCUUUUCCAGUGAGGGCUCCGACACAUCCGUGCCCGUACCUGUGGUGCCGCUGCCGGGUGUGGACGAUGCCUACCCGCCCCAGAAGAAGUCCUUCAUGAUGCUCCGGUACAUGCACGACCACUACCUGGACCAGUUCGAGUGGUUCAUGCGGGCGGACGACGACGUGUACAUCAAGGGCGACCGGCUGGAGGGCUUCCUGCGCAGCCUGAACAGCAGCGAGCCGCUCUUCCUGGGCCAGACGGGCCUGGGCACCACUGAGGAGAUGGGCAAGCUGGCCCUGGAGCCCGGCGAGAACUUCUGCAUGGGGGGCCCUGGCGUGAUCCUGAGCCGCGAGGUGCUACGGAGGGUGGCGCCCCACAUUGGGCGGUGCCUGCGGGAGAUGCACACCACGCACGAGGACGUGGAGGUGGGCCGCUGUGUCCGCAGGUUCGCGGGGGUGCAGUGCGUCUGGUCCUACGAGAUGCAGCAGCUGUUCUACGAGAACUACGAGCAGAACAAGCGGGGCUACAUCCGCGACCUGCACAACAGCAAGAUCCACCGGGCCAUCACGCUGCACCCCAACAAGAACCCGCCCUACCAGUACCGGCUGCACAGCUACCUGCUGAGCCGGCGCAUCGCCGAGCUGCGGCACCGCACGCUGCAGCUGCACCGCGAGAUCGUGCUGAUGGGCCGCUACGGCGGCACGGCCGUGGGCCGCGAGGACCAGCAGCUGGGCCUGCCGCCCUCCUUCACGCGCUUCCAGCCGCGCCGGCGCGACGAGGUGCUGGAGUGGGACUUCCUGACGGCCCGGCACCUGUACUCGGCGGCCGACGGGCAGCCCCCGCGCCGGGGCCUGGACUCGGCGCAGCGGGAGGCGCUGGACGACAUCGUCCUGCAGGUGAUGGAGCUGAUCAACGCCAACGCCCGGACGCGGGGCCGCGUCAUCGACUUCAAGGAGAUCCAGUACGGCUACCGGCGCGUGGACCCGCUGCACGGCGCCGAGUACGUGCUGGACCUGCUGCUGCUCUACAAGAAGCACAAGGGCAAGAAGGUGACGGUGCCCGUGCGGCGCCACGCCUACCUGCAGCAGACCUUCAGCCGCGUCCAGUUCCUGGAGCACGAGGCGCUGGACGCCCAGGAGCUGGCGGCCAGGAUCAACCGGGACUCGGGCUCCCUGUCCUUCCUCUCCAACUCCCUCCAGAAGCUGGUGCCCUUCCCGCUGCCCGGCGCCCGGCGCGCCCGCCCGGAACCGCGGGAGACCAAGAUCCACGUGCUGCUGCCGCUCUCGGGCCGCUUCGACAUGUUCGCCCGCUUCCUGGGCCACUUCGAGCGGACCUGCCUGCUGCCCGGCCAGAACGUCAAGCUGGUAGUGCUGCUCUUCAACUCAGACGCCAACCCCGACAAGGCGCGCCAGGUGGAGCUGCUGCGAGACUACCGCCUCCGGCACCCCAAGGCCGACCUGCAGGUGCUGCCCGUGGCCGGCGAGUUCUCCCGGGCCAUGGCCCUGGAGGUGGGUGCCGCCCAGUUCACCAACGACUCGCUGCUGCUCUUCUGCGACGUGGACCUGCUCUUCACGGCCGACUUCCUGCAGCGCUGCCGCGCCAACGCCGUGGCCGGCCAGCAGGCCUACUUCCCGGUCAUCUUCAGCCAGUACGACCCCAAGGUGGUCUACGGCGGCCGCGCGCCCAGUGACAACCACUUUGCCUUCACGCAGAAGACGGGCUUCUGGCGGCACUACGGCUUCGGCAUCACCUGCAUCUACAAGGGCGACCUGGUGCGGGCGGGCGGCUUCGACGUGUCCAUCCAGGGCUGGGGGCUGGAGGACGUGGACCUGUUCAACAAGGUGCUGCAGGCGGGCCUGAGGCCCUUCCGCAGCCAGGAGGUGGGCGUGGUGCACGUGUACCACCCGGUCUCCUGCGACCCCGCCCUGGAGCCCCGGCAGUACCGCAUGUGCGUGGGCUCCCGGGCGGCCACCUAUGGCUCCACGCAGCAGCUGGCCGAGAUGUGGCUGGAGAAGCAGCGGCCGGGGGACGGCGGCGGCCGCAACAACGGCUCCCUGCGGACGCCCUGACCCGCCCGCGCCGCCCUCACACCCUCUAAUUUAUUGCUCCGGACUGUUUUGUACGCUCGGGGUCUUUGGGUUUGUUUUUUGUUGUUGUUGUUGUUGUUUAUUUUUUUAGGGGCCACGGGGGAAGCCCCCCCACGGAGCUGCUUUCCACAUGGUUUUGUUACGGAGGACUCCUCGGCUCUCGGGCUCCUGGGGGUCAGGGCUUGCUUCUUGUCCCUAUGCAGUCGGGUCCCCCAGAGCACGGCGUGAUCACCUGCCCGUCGUGCUGUUGGACUGCAGACGUGGCUGUAACAGGAAGCGGACCCAGUGAACCGACUUCCUUUUUUCGUCCUCUUUUCUCCCUCCUUCAAGGUUCUUUUUUAGACUCCUUUUGUUACAGUUCUCUGCUAAGAACAGGAAGGAACGAAGAAAGAAACGUUCUUGCAAAGUAUUAUUGUAGCGAGACACUGUAACUCCGGUCCUCCUUUUGGUGUGACUGUUAACAUUGCGCAGAUUCAAGCCUUUGUCUCUCUCUCUCUCUCUCUCUCUCUUUCUUUCUCUCUCUCUCUCCCUCCCUCUUGCCGCCCCUCCUCCCUCGCUCCCUCUCUUCCGUUUGUUUGGAGCUGUUCCGCACAGCCCUCGGGAAUAAAGGACCGUGACCCCAGCUGCCUCGACACCUGCCUUGGGCUGAGUCUUGGCACCUAGGCCAGGGC